Closterium sp. Yama58-4 is the source of this 714-nucleotide messenger RNA. NCBI's taxonomy places the organism in Eukaryota, Viridiplantae, Streptophyta, Zygnematophyceae, Desmidiales, Closteriaceae. The record is from the annotation of a GenBank genome assembly.
AUGAUCCAUGGUGUCGACCUAAAGCUCUGCCAGCAAGACAUAGAGGACGUGCGCAGGGAGGUGGCGGUGAUGGAGAUGCUGCAGGGCCACCCAGACGUGGUCAACCUGAGGAGCACAUUCGAGGAUGCACAGGACGUGCAUCUGGUGAUGGAGCUGUGUGAGGGGGGAGAGUUAUUUGACCGCAUUAAAGCCAAGGGCAAGUUCAGCGAGGCCGAGGGCGCACGGGUGCUGCGCACGGUGAUGGGCGUGCUGCAGCACUGCCACGACCUGGGAGUCAUGCACCGCGACUUAAAGCCCGAGAACAUCCUGCUCAACAGCAAGGAGUCGGACACGGAUUUGAAGGUUAUCGACUUUGGCGUUGCCACCUUUUUCCAACGAGGCAAGCCAUGCACGGACAUGGCAGGGAGUCCGUACUAUCUCGCUCCCGAGGUGUUGGCGGAAAAGUACGGUCCAGAGGCGGACAUUUGGAGUGCGGGGGUGGUGCUCUACAUCCUGCUGUGCGGCCUGCCGCCCUUCUGGGGCACCACCAACGAGGCCAUCUUUGAAGCCAUCAAAGAGGCUACGCUCAACCUCGUGCGCCCGCCCUGGCCUAACAUCUCUGAGGAGGCAAAAGACCUUGUGCGGCAGAUGCUCAACCGGAAUCCAAAGAAGCGGAUCACGAUUGAAGAGAUUCUGGAGCAUCCUUGGAUCGUGAAGAAUGCAGGCCCACCAUAA